GCAACGGGGUGUGCGUAAGCGGGAACGAGCACUGUACGUGCGCGCUAUCUCAGCACAGUGACAAAUAUGGCGGCCUCCGCCGGAUCAGGCAUUGUUGUUCCUCGCAGCUUUCGGCUGCUGGAGGAGUUGGAAGAAGGUCAGAAAGGUGGUGGAGACGGUACUGUGAGCUGGGGCCUUGCUGACGAUGACGACAUGAUGCUAACUCACUGGAACGGCAUGAUUAUCGGCCCUGCUAAGACUGUUUAUGAAGGCAGAAUAUACAGUCUGAAAAUAGACUGCGGUCACAGAUACCCUGAAUACCCGCCUAUGGUCCGCUUUGUUAACAAAAUCAACUUGACUGGUGUUAACAGUUCAACUGGUGUGGUGGACCUAAAGUCUGUGCUGGCGCUGUCCCGGUGGAAGAACUCCUACAACAUCAAGAUGGUGCUGCAGGAGCUCAGGCAGCACAUGAUGAUGAAAGAGAACAGCAGGCUCUCCCAGCCGCCUGAGGGCCAGGUCUACAGCAACUGAAGCUGCUGCUACUGUCAACACUCUCUCGCACACACACACACAGAUAUAUAUAUCUACAUAUAUAUGCACACACACUCUCCAACCUCUUCAACCAUCAUGUUAUCCAAGACUGUCAGCCCCAACUUCUUCCUUUCAGAGCCUUCCGUUGCCCGGAGAACCCAGCUGCCUCGUCCGCCGCCCGGCCAUCUGUCAUGCUGACCAGCCGUAUAAAACAAAAAAAAAGAAACAAAAGUCUUAGUCAGCUUUUACUUUUCCCUCUUUGCAUCCAGAUCGCGGCCUAUCAAAUGGUCUGACGGAAUGUAUCGGUGUAUUCUGGGAUCAUGUGAGGCUGUUGACAUUUUGUGCAUGACGAACCACAACCUGCUGCAAACGAUCCCCGGCAAAAAGGCGGAAAAACCAACAAUUUACCACUUCGCUUCAGUUACCUUCACAUUUCCAAUCGUUCCCGUUUCUUCCUGGUGUAAACUUCUCGGGACCUUUCUUGAACUAAGCAUGUCCAGUACAAGAAGAUGAACGUCUUCUUGACGCUACGUAUCCGAAAGCCAGAGUGUUGCUGCUUUGUUUGAACUUGUUUGAACUUUAUUUUGCCAAACAUCUGUGCCAUAUGUUUCAUAGUGCUUUGUGCUAAUUGUUAGCAACCACUGGGAAAGAGGGCCAAAUGGGGGUUUGGGGAACGUUUUUGUGAGGAUCACCACUGGAGAACGUUUUCGUUCAACUUUGUUGUUGUUUUUUUUUUGUUUGUUUGUUUAUUUGUUUUUUCCUGUGUAUUCCAUGGAACUGUCUCUUCUUUCCGUCAUUCAGUGAACGCUCACUGAAGACAACGUACGGCUUUGGAUGUUUAUUUUGUAAUGGGGUAGAGCCUAAUCAGGGUGACGGUCACCUGUUGCAUGGUUUUAUUUGAAUUAAACAUUAUUACUUUUGCA
Molecule: messenger RNA, 1433 nt
Organism: Poeciliopsis prolifica (blackstripe livebearer)
Lineage: Eukaryota; Metazoa; Chordata; Actinopteri; Cyprinodontiformes; Poeciliidae
Product: ubiquitin-conjugating enzyme E2 variant 1-like
Exons: 4
Coding region: 67-510 (147 amino acids)
Biological process (GO): protein K63-linked ubiquitination; DNA damage tolerance
Cellular component (GO): nucleus
Source: RefSeq, a predicted model, not a curated record